Molecule: messenger RNA, 1305 nt
Organism: Bufo gargarizans (Asiatic toad)
Lineage: Eukaryota; Metazoa; Chordata; Amphibia; Anura; Bufonidae
Exons: 2
Coding region: 216-1043 (275 amino acids)
Biological process (GO): DNA recombination; DNA integration
Molecular function (GO): DNA binding
Source: RefSeq, a predicted model, not a curated record
AAGAUGUAAUUGCUUCCGCAACACAGCAGAGAGCUCCGGAGGUAAAACCAACAUUCUCAAGGAUUACUUACCUCGUGGGAGCGUGGCAAAAGCGCAGCAGAGCAGCACAGAAUGAUGGACGCCAGCAACUUUUAUCUCUCCCUCCCUCCUCCCUGCUAGGCGGCACACGCACAAGACGCACGCAGCCAGCGGGGGGAGGUGGAACCACCUGAGGGAUGCGCCGCCUGAUGUCGAGCCGGAAGAGCCACAAAAAGACAAAGCACCGUGUUUGUGCAGGUUGUAGAUUGCCGCUUCCUGAUGAUUUACAUGAUGACAUCUGUGAUAUCUGUGCAGAGAAGUUACGCACGCCUGAUCCGCAGCCCGCAAGAUCUAAGCUAUGCAUCACUUGUCUACAGCCUUUAUCUCCAGAAGCGACAUCCAAUAUCUGUUUGGAUUGUACCCCACAGGACCCGUUAGCAGAAGAAGCAAAAAAUUUUUUUUCCUGGUUCAGAGAAAAUAUGCAGAAUUUGGCGUCUACUUCUGGCAGUAAGAAGGAAAGAAGCCAUCAUCAUCAUCAUCAUUCAGAUGACAUGUCUCAAUCAUCAGCUAUUGUAUCUCAAUCUGACCUAUCCUCAGAUUCAGAUUCAGGUAGUGAAGAAUUUUUUCUAUUGAAAAAGGAUUCAGCAGAAAAACUCAUCAGACGCGUAAAGCGUUGUCUGGAAACUAAUGAUGAAGAAGAUUUGUUCAUUUUAUUUUCUGGUCCGAGGAAGGGUAUGAAAGCUUCAAAAGACACUCUGGGUCGUUGGAUUAAAACAACCAUCUCGGAGUCCUACAUCUUAGAUGGUAAAGAACCGCCUCGGCCGUUAAGAGCCCACUCCACGAGGGCAACCUCUACAUCUUGGGCUGAAAGACAGCAAGUUGAUCUCCUAGACAUCUGCAAUGCAGCUUCCUGGACUUCAUCCUCUACGUUUGUGCAUCACUACAGGCUCAGCAAUGGACCCGAGAACUCAGCCUUCAGCACAGCAGUUUUGUCAGCAGUAAAACAGAGCUUUCCCCCCCUUUAAUUUCUAUGUUAUAUCCCUUCUGUGCUGCUGUAGGACGAAGAAGAAAGUUGGAAUUUUACUUACGUAAUUAUACUUUCUUCGAGUCCGAAGGCAGCACACUAACCCUCCCAAUAAAUUUUACUUGCAUGAGCUGGUCUACGUUAUUACACAAUGGAUGCAGUGCCUUGGCGUGUUAUAUAGAGUACCUAGGGUAUUGUCAAUUGUGUUAAUUGUUAGAUUGUUAGAUUUUUCUAGGUGGGCGGUCCUAUGAUAGAGUGACUGG